Messenger RNA from Drosophila busckii, 956 nucleotides. RefSeq names its product antigen 5 like allergen Cul n 1. Lineage: Eukaryota; Metazoa; Arthropoda; Insecta; Diptera; Drosophilidae. The record is from RefSeq and is a predicted model, not a curated record. Bases 19 to 924 code for a protein of 301 amino acids. The transcript is spliced from 2 exons.
AGUUGACCGCCGCAAGAGAUGUUGAGAUUAAUCAGCAAGUGCAAUCGCAAUCCUGGUCAAGUGCUACCAGCUGCUGCAGUGCUGAUAUUAAUGCAAUCAGCAUUUGUUUAUGCCGCUGCUGCUGCUGAAAGCACAUCGAGCACGGAUUACUGUGAGCCGUCGUUGUGUGAGAUUUACAAUGGCACGCAUCUGUUGCAUGUGCCACAUAUUGCUUGCGGGAACAAUGGCAGCUUUGGCGCUGCCUGUGGACCGCAACCUAAGCUGCUUUACAUGAGUCCGCGACGUCAACAGCUGUUGCUCGAUAUGCACAAUCUGGUGCGCCAUAAGGUGGCCAGCGGUGAAGUGAUUGGCUAUAAGCCAGCUACCCAUAUGCCCAUCUUACGCUGGGACGCUGAGCUCGAACAGCUUGCCGCCUUACAUGCGAAGCGCUGCGAAUUUGCGCACGACCAAUGCCGCAAUACGCCGAAAUAUAGAAUUAGUGGUCAGAAUAUAGGCUAUUUUUGGAUUGAGCGCGAAUUCAAAUCGCAUUCGAGACGCAUGAAGUCGUUUGUUAUUAACUGGUUCCGCGAAUACAAGGAUGCCAACCAAAGCUAUAUCGAUAGCUAUCAUCCACAUCCGCAGCGCAAGAAGAUUGGACACUUCACCAUGCUCGUCUCGGACCGAGUGCAUCGUGUGGGUUGUGCUGCUGUUAGAUUUUUACAAACGAAUGCCACUAGAUACCAGUUUAUACUCACCUGCAAUUAUGACUAUAAUAACAUAUACAGUGAGCCCAUUUAUCAAGCGGGCCCAACGGCCUCCAAGUGUGCCCAACGCGUUCUUGAUAAAUAUCCAGCGUUGUGCGACUGGAAUACCGAUGACAAAGAUUACGAGAGUGAGGAAAGUGUUGAAGAUAGCAACACCCUGGAUAAUAAUAUAGCCAUUUAAUUUUUUUUACCCUAAAUUAAUUUAGUAAAAUA